CCGAGCGGACGCGCCCGCCUGAAGCAGCCAAUUGGGAAGCGCAGAGCAGGUUCAAACACAGACGGCGGGUGAACAUGGCGUCCUCGACUUGGUUUGAGACGUGAUCGGCCUGCCUUCUGGCUGAAGAUGUGGCGGGUGAAAAAACUGAGCCUUAGCCUGUCGCCUUCGCCCCAGACGGGAAAACCAGCUAUGAGAACUCCUCUCCGCGAACUUAUCCUGCAGCCCGGUGCCCUCACCAACUCUGGAAAAAGGCCCCCCGCUUGCUCCUCGCUGACCCCAUCACUGUGCAAGCUGGGGCUGCAGGAAGGCAGCAACAACUCAUCUCCAGUGGAUUUUGUAAAUGCCAAGAGGACAGACUUCCCUUCAGAACAUUUCAGUCAUUCCUCAAAGUGGCUGGAAGCCUGUCAGCAUGAAUCAGAUGAGCAGCCUCUAGAUCCAGUUCCCCAAACUAGCUCUACUCCUAAAACGUCUGAGGAAGCAGUAGACCCACUGGACAACUAUGUGGUUAAAACCAUCGUCCUUGUACCAUCUCCACUGGGGCAGCAGCAAGACAUGACAUUUGAGGCCCAUUUAGAUACCAUGGCAGAGACAAACAGCAUAUCUUUAAAUGAACCUUUGAGAACAGGAGAUCUGGUGAGAGAGGAGGUGGCACCCUGCAUGGAAGACAGGUUUUCAGAAGUUGUUGCUGCUGUAUCUGAGAAACUUAUCUUUCAGGAAUCUCCGUCCCAUCUCUUAGAGUCUCCACCAAAUCCCUCUUCUGAACAACUAAAUUGCUCCAAGGAAAGCCUGAGGGACAGUAGGACUGAGGCUGUGCCUGAGGACUUAGUAGUACCUUCUGAAAGUAACGCCUUCUUGCCUUCUUCUUUUCUCUGGCUUUCCCCUUCAACUGCCUUGGCAGCAGAUUUCCCUGUCAAUCAUGUGGACCCAGAGGAGGAAAUUGUAGAGCAUGGAGCUAUGGAGGAAAGAGAAAUGAGCUUUCCUACACACGCUAAGGACUUUGAAUCAGAAGGUCAAGCACUUGUCUCAAAUGUGGAAGAUAUUCUGUCCACAUGCCUGACACCAAAUCUAGUAGAAAUGGAAUCCCAAGCAGCUCCAGGCCCAGCAGUAGAAGAUGGUAGGAUUCUUGGCUCUGAUACAGAGUCUUGGAUGUCCCCACUGGCCUGGCUGGAAAAAGGUGUAAAUACCUCCGUCAUGCUGGAAAAUCUCCGCCAAAGCUUAUCCAUUCCCUCGAUGCUUCGGGAUGCUGCAAUUGGCACUACCCCUUUCUCUACUUGCUCGGUGGGGACUUGGUUUACUCCCUCAGCACCACAGGAAAAGAGUACAAACACAUCCCAGGCAGGCCUGGUUGGCACCAAGGACAGUACUUCUGAGACAGAGCGGCUCCUGUGUGGCCGGCCUCCAGAUCUGACUGCCUUGUCUCGACAUGACUUGGAAGAUAACCUGCUGAGCUCUCUUGUCAUUCUGGAGGUUCUCUCCCGCCAGCUUCGGGACUGGAAGAGCCAGCUGGCUGUCCCUCACCCAGAAACCCAGGACAGUAGCACACAGACUGACACAUCUCACAGUGGGAUAACUAAUAAACUUCAGCAUCUUAAGGAGAGCCAUGAGAUGGGACAGGCCCUACAGCAGGCCAGAAAUGUCAUGCAAUCAUGGCUGCUUGUCUCUAAAGAGCUGAUAUCCUUGCUUCACUUAUCCCUGUUGCAUUUAGAAGAAGAUAAAACUACUGUGAGUCAGGAGUCUCGGCAUACAGAAAUCUUGGUCUCUUGCUGUUUUGAUUUACUGAAGAAAUUGAGGGCAAAGCUCCAGAGCCUCAAAGCAGAAAGGGAGGAGGCAAGGCACAGAGAGGAAAUGGCUCUCAGAGGCAAGGAUGUGGCAGAGACAGUGCUGGAGGCUUUCUGUGCACAUGCCAGCCAGCGCAUCAGCCAGCUGGAACAGGACCUAGCAUCCAUGCAGGAAUUCAGAGGCCUUCUGAAGGACACCCAGACCCAACUGGUAGGGCUUCAUACCGAGCAAGAAGAGCUGGUUCAGCAGACAGUGAGUCUUACUUCUACCUUGCAACAAGACUGGAGGUCCAUGCAACUGGAUUAUACAACAUGGACAGCUUUGCUGAGUCGGUCUCGACAACUCACAGAGAAACUCACAGUCAAGAGCCGGCAGGCCCUGCAGGAACGUGAUGCAGCAAUUGAGGAAAAGCAGGAGGUACAGACCAGGAGUGGGGACUGCUUAGGCUUGGAUAUUUUUGUUCUAGAUCUCCGGGCUCAGUUGCAGAUUCUGGCCAACUUGGACAACCAGCUAAAAGAGCUACAGAGUCAGCAUGCCCAUUGUGCCCAGGACCUGGCUGUGAAGGAUGAGUUACUCUGCCAACUUAUCCAGAGCAAUGAGGAGCAGGCUGCUCAAUGGCAAAAGGAAGAGAUGGCACUAAAACACAUGCAGGCAGAACUGCAGCAGCAACAAGCUGUCCUGGCCAAAGAGGUGCGGGACCUGAAAGAGACCUUGGAGUUUGCAGACCAGGAGAAUCAGGUUGCUCACCUGGAACUGGGUCAGGUUGAGUGUCAAUUGAAAACCACACUGGAAGUGCUCCGGGAGCGCAGCUUGCAGUGUGACAACCUCAAGGACACUGUAGAGAACCUAACGGCUAAACUGGCCAGCACCAUAGUAGAUAACCAGGAGCAAGACCUGCAGAAAACACGGCAGUACUCUCAAAAGCUAGGGGUGCUGACUGAGCAACUACAGAGGCUGACUCUCUUCCUACAGACAAAACUAAAGGAGAAGACUGAACAAGAGACCCUUCUGCUGAGUACAGCCUGUGCUCCCACCCAGGAACACCCUCUGCCUAAUGACAGCACCUUCCUGGGAAGCAUCUUGAUAGCAGUGGCAGAUGAAGAGCCAGAAUCAACUCCUGUGCCCUUGCUUGGAAGUGACAAGAGUGCUUUCACCCGAGUAGCAUCAAUGGUUUCCCUUCAGCCUGCAGAGACCCCAGGUAUGGAGGAGAGCCUGGCAGAAAUGAGUAUUAUGACUAUUGAGCUUCAGAGUCUUUGUUCCCUGCUACAAGAGUCUAAAGAAGAAGCCAUCAGGACUCUGCAGCGAAAAAUUUGUGAGCUGCAGGCUAGGCUACAAGCCCAGGAAGAACAGCAUCAGGAAGCCCAGAAGGCAAAGGAAGCAGACAUAGAGAAGCUGAACCAGGCCUUGUGCUUGCGCUACAAGAAUGAAAAGGAGCUCCAGGAAGUGAUACAGCAGCAGAAUGAGAAGAUCCUAGAACAGAUAGACAAGAGUGGCGAGCUCAUAAGCCUUAGAGAGGAGGUGACCCACCUUACCCGCUCACUUCGGCGUGCAGAGACAGAGACCAAAGUGCUCCAGGAGGCCCUGGAAGGCCAGCUGGACUCCAGCUGCCAGCCUGUGGCCACCAAUUGGAUCCAGGAGAAAGUGUGGCUCUCUCAGGAGGUGGACAAACUGAGAGUGAUGUUCCUGGAGAUGAAAAAUGAGAAGGAAAAACUCAUGAUCAAGUUCCAGAGCCAUAGAAGUAUCCUAGAGGAGAACCUUCGGCGCUCUGACAAGGAGUUAGAAAAACUAGAUGACAUUGUUCAGCAUAUUUAUAAGACCCUGCUCUCUAUUCCAGAGGUGGUGAGGGGAUGCAAAGAGCUACAGGGAUUGCUGGAAUUUCUGAGCUAAGAAACUGAAGGCCAGAAUCUGCUUCACCCCUUUUUACCUGCAAUACCCCUUUACCCUAAUACCAAGACCAACUGGCAUAGAGCCAACUGAGAUAAAUGCUAUUUAAAUAAAGUGUAUUUAAUGUAUUUCUCCAA
This is a messenger RNA of Mandrillus leucophaeus (drill), 3800 nucleotides long. RefSeq names its product sperm associated antigen 5 (gene SPAG5). NCBI's taxonomy places the organism in Eukaryota, Metazoa, Chordata, Mammalia, Primates, Cercopithecidae. The transcript is spliced from 23 exons. Gene Ontology annotation, biological process: regulation of attachment of spindle microtubules to kinetochore; cell division. The record is from RefSeq and is a predicted model, not a curated record. Bases 127 to 3666 code for a protein of 1179 amino acids.